AUGUCUAUCGAUAUCGAACUAGUCAAAUCUAUCAAAGCACACGGUGAUAAGGUCUGGUCCGUCGCUGCACACAAGAAGUUGCCUUUGUUGGCCACUGUAUCCACAGAUAAGAUUUGCAAGAUUUUUGACUUACAAUCACUAGAACAAAUUGCAGAACUUGACGAUACACACAAGAGAAGUAUAAGAUCUGUUGCAUGGAAACCUACAGGCGAUGAUCCAUCAUUAGCAUGUGGCUCUUUUGACUCCACUAUAUCAGUUUGGGGUGAAGAUUACGAUGAAUGGUCUCUUUUAGCUGUUAUUGAAGGUCAUGAAAACGAAGUCAAAGGUGUAAGUUGGUCCAAAGAUGGUUAUUUCCUUGCAUCAUGUUCCAGAGAUAAAAGUAUAUGGAUCUGGGAAGCUGAUGAUGCCAAUGAAGAAUUUGAAUGUAUCAGUGUCUUACAAGAACAUUCUCAAGAUGUUAAACAUGUUAUUUGGCAUCCAUAUGAAGAUUUAUUAGCUUCAUCUUCAUAUGAUGAUACUAUAAGGCUAUGGAAAGAAGAUGACGACGACUGGACAUGUGUUGCACAAUUAAAUGGUCACCAAGGAACAGUUUGGGCAUCUGACUUUGAAAAAUCUGAAGAUUCAAUUAGACUAGUCAGUGGGAGUGAUGAUUGUACAGUUAAAGUUUGGAAAAGAGUUUCAAGUGAAGACGAAGAGUCUUUUAGAGGUGAUUCUACUGAAGUUUGGGAAUUAGAAGCAACAUUACCUGAAGUACACACAAGAGCUGUUUAUUCCGUUAGUUGGAGUGAACAAUCUGGUAGAAUUGCAAGUAUAGGUUCAGAUGGUAAACUAGUUAUAUAUGAAGAAGUAAAAAACGAAGAUAGUGAGAGCCAAUGGAAAAUUAUUGCUAAAAGAGAAUUAUCUCAUGGUGUUUUUGAAGCUAAUAGUGUUCAAUGGACAAAAAGUUUUAUAGAUGGUUCAGUGGAGAAUUUGAUAACAGGUGGUGAUGACGGUCAUGUUAACAUCUGGGGUAUACCCUUACGUUAA
Hansenula ciferrii is the source of this 1026-nucleotide messenger RNA. RefSeq names its product iron-sulfur cluster assembly protein CIA1 (gene CIA1). The record is from RefSeq and is a predicted model, not a curated record. Gene Ontology annotation, molecular function: protein binding. Gene Ontology annotation, cellular component: cytosolic [4Fe-4S] assembly targeting complex. Bases 1 to 1026 code for a protein of 341 amino acids. Gene Ontology annotation, biological process: iron-sulfur cluster assembly. NCBI's taxonomy places the organism in Eukaryota, Fungi, Ascomycota, Saccharomycetes, Phaffomycetales, Wickerhamomycetaceae. The transcript has a single exon.